AUGACAAAAGAUAACCUGAUCACGCUUAUGUUAGAUCACGUGAAUAAUUUAAUGUAUCACAAGUGGCCUCAUGAUCCAAAACUCGCUGAAAUAUGGCGAAAGCAAGUAGCGAAGACUCGAGGUGAUGUAUUCAAUCCUUCCCCUAGUGCUGGUGGUACUUUCGUCUGUGCAAAUAUUUUUUCUCUGGACGAAGAAAUCCUGAAAACCCUAAAACGGAUUAUCCCUCAAUUUUUAGGACUGUCUCCGAUUACCUCCAAAAAAAGUCACCUAAGAAAAGGAAAGCGAACAAGUUACAAGAAGCUGGUUCUUCAAAAUGCUUGUUCGGGCUCAACCUCGAAGAGUGUAGUGAUGAUAGUGAGGGAAGUGAUGAAGAGAUGGAAACCGAUACGGACCACUCCGUUUUAG
Molecule: messenger RNA, 405 nt
Organism: Porites evermanni
Lineage: Eukaryota; Metazoa; Cnidaria; Anthozoa; Scleractinia; Poritidae
Source: the annotation of a GenBank genome assembly